AGAGUAUAUGCAGUUAUUGAAGGAGACUCCGUCAGUUCACAGUCAGUCCCGCUGGGAAGGUGUGAAGGCCGAUCUAGAGUACGAUCCCCGCUACCGUGCUGUACCUACAGAUUCUCAAAGGGAGGACUGGUUCGAUGAAUAUAUACAGAAAUUGAAAAAGGAAGAGUUUAGAGAGCUUCUACAGGAGACCCCCGACAUUACAAGUUACACAAGGUAUGAUGAUGUGAAGGAAGAACUAUCACAUGACCAACGAUUCCAGAACGUUGAUACCGAAGCUCAGAGAGAAGAAUACUUUAACGAAUACAUUCAAGAUUUGAAAAGAGCACAUUACGUUCAGUUGUUACAAGAUACGCCUGACAUCACAGCAUAUUCCGAGUUUCAUCAAUCCAAGCAUCUCAUUGACACUGACCCACGCUACCAUGCCGUCGACACAGAUCUAUACAGAUCUAAGUGGUUUAACAAAUAUGUCAAUGAUCUGGCUGGCCGCAAUUAUGGAGAUGUUGACUAUGGCUUGAGAAUCGGUGGCUUCAAGUCAAUUGAUAGGAAGCUUGAAUUCAUUCCUGUAGAGCCUUCAACAACGACAAAGAAGAACAAAUCAAGAGAAGAGCCAAUGCCUUUCUUUGAACCAACCGGUGAAACGGACGUUGAUUCUCUCGGCAGAAAGAAGGUACCACCUCCCGUCGCUAAGAAACCACGUGGAUCCGGUGCCUACGAUACAGAAGAUAGUCUUUUAAAUAGUCAUACUGGAGUGCCUGUAACUGUGAGGACGGAAUCUUACAAGUACAGCCCAGACGUGAAUGAUGUACCUCGAUCCACGUCAAAUAUCCCUAUUGUUGAAACAAAGACGCAUAAGGUAACAUACGAAAAAGAUGGCAUACCAUAUGAAACAGAAGAUAGUAUAUUAAUCAGCGCUCAUUCAGUGACCACUAAAUCACAGACCAUCGAUACCACUACAUAUAAAACAGAGAGGGAUGGAGUUGUAGAAACACGUGUUGAGAGAAAGAUUACUGUCACCAGUGAUGGCGAUGAUGAUUUGGACCAUGAUGCUUUGUUGCGGGCAGCCAUCGAGCAAGUGACAAACAUGAAUCCAGAUUUGUCAGUAGAGAAGAUAGAAUGUAUGAGACAAAUAGAAGAAGUAAAUGGCAUAUGAAAGGUUUAAAUAUGUAAGUAUUGUGUGCAAAUAUUCUGUCUCAUUU
Messenger RNA from Ruditapes philippinarum (Manila clam), 1196 nucleotides. Its product is annotated as band 4.1-like protein 3. Lineage: Eukaryota; Metazoa; Mollusca; Bivalvia; Venerida; Veneridae. Gene Ontology annotation, cellular component: nucleus; cytoskeleton. Gene Ontology annotation, molecular function: transcription coregulator activity; actin binding; RNA polymerase binding. The record is from RefSeq and is a predicted model, not a curated record. The coding region runs from base 8 to 1150 and encodes 380 amino acids. The transcript is spliced from 8 exons.